AUGACCAAUGCUUCGGUCUCAUCGGCUAGGGUGCGGCCUCUGCCAGUUCCGCCACCCGCUGCCGUGCCACCGACUCGAGUGAGGCCCGUUCCUGUGGCGCCACCUCCCGUGUCAUUGGUCCGGAUUUUCCCUGUGCCACCGCCUCCGGAAUCAUCAGCAGCGCAACCUCCGGCAUCUUCUGCGAAGACACGAACAGUGUUUGGAAUUCCUCCUCCAGGUCGAAGAUCAGUAGCAUCCGCAAAACCCCCGGAGGCGAAGAAAACCGAACAGGAAGUGAGGAGACAGCAGGUGCCUUCAAGGCAUAACGAUCAGGCGAAGAACGGCAGAAAGCCAGUGACCAAAUUUAUAGGUUCCUGCAAGGACAUCGACUCUCUUUUGAAGUACGGUAGCGACGAAGAGCCGGAGACAUUUGAACAGUUCGAAGACCAGUUCGAGAAAGGCGUGGCCAAAAAAUCAUCGCCCCUUCCCAUGCAGUCCAAGAAGCACUCUCCAGGGGACAGAGUGAAACACUUCAUUGGAAAAUUUCAAGACAUUGACGAUAUGUUGGGUGCAGCAGCUAUGCCCGUUUUCCCACUAAGCCCCAGUGAUCGCAGCCCAUUCGAACGGUCAUUCGCCGACAGCUGGGCAAAAAAGCCGCAACAGGAGGACAGUGACUCCUCGGGUGAUUCGUCUCUCGAAGAGGUCAAGGUGUCCUCAGUGAAGGUACACGAAUCUAAGCAAGCAAUACGGCCUCGACUUGACGCAUACACCGAAGAGAUCGACUCCAGUGCAGUCCGUAUCAGGGAGCCCAAAGUGAUGCAGGGACAGAUUACAAAAAGACCAACGAGAAAGGUAAGGAGCACCUAUCUCACUUAA
Messenger RNA from Dermacentor andersoni, 855 nucleotides. Lineage: Eukaryota; Metazoa; Arthropoda; Arachnida; Ixodida; Ixodidae. The record is from RefSeq and is a predicted model, not a curated record.